AUGCCUUUCGGGACCUUGAAUUUGAACGGCGAAUCGUUGCCAACCUUUGCUCCAGCAUAUUCAAGGGCAAAGGGGAUCUUCACCAACACCACUGCAGUCGGCAUUACCUAUCGAGUCGCCGCAUCUCAAGUCGCCCCUCUCGUCCCUGAUGUUCUCGAAUUGGAGGAAGAGCCGCUCAUGACGUCUCUAUUCCUCAGCUACGGAAUGAGCCCUGUCGGAGCCUACACCGAAUAUGCUCACCAGGUCGAGGUGACCUACAAGGGCGAAAAGUUCCAUUUUAAUCUUCUCUUCAUUCUCGACAACGAUGCCGCCAUAUUUGCUGGCCGCGAGCUCCUCGGCUUCCCCAAGGUCCAUGGAAAGACUGUUAUUGAGCAAUUCACUGGUAGCCGGCUCGUCAGCGGCGGCACGGAGCGACCUAUGGGACGAAAAAUGGUCGAGUUUGAAUUCGUCCCAGAGCAGCUGGUUACCAGCGCGCCUCAACCAGACAGAUGGAUGCUCAACCUUCGCAGUAUCCCCUCGCCAUAUGUCGGACAACCCCCUUCGGUUCAAGAAUUCAUCCCCUGUGGUCUGGGGAUGAAGUGCAAUGAAAUUUGGUUGGGAAAGGGCCACAUCAGCUUCCCAAGGCAUUCCAUCUCUGAUCCCUGGGUGAACUUGGAUGUUUUGAGAUACGAGGGGAGCUUCUUGGCGAGAAAUGCUACAGCUGAGCUUCUUCUUCGGGAUACAAUCAAGCUCUGA
Fusarium keratoplasticum is the source of this 735-nucleotide messenger RNA. RefSeq lists its product as uncharacterized. Gene Ontology annotation, molecular function: lyase activity. The record is from RefSeq and is a predicted model, not a curated record. The transcript has a single exon. The coding region runs from base 1 to 735 and encodes 244 amino acids. NCBI's taxonomy places the organism in Eukaryota, Fungi, Ascomycota, Sordariomycetes, Hypocreales, Nectriaceae.